AUGUCGCGCAAAGCAGUCCUGACAUUCUUCUCGCUUUGGAACCAAGCAGUGGGGGCGCUUUUGGUGAGGCACAAACCUCAUGUCUUUCACUGUCCUGACUUUCAUUCUGCAGUGGCGCCUUGGUAUGCGAUAAAUGGGCAUCCCAGCUUGAAAGUGUUGCUCGUCUUGCACAAUGCGGAGUACCAGGGUACCAUCAGCACAGACAUGAUUCUGGGCCGUCGACUGGAGACUUUAGCGUACGUUUUCAAUUUGCCGAAGCACAUCGUUGCAGAGCAUUUGCUGUUGGAUGGUCGAUUCAAUAUGCUCAAGUCUGCAGUUGAUUUUAUUUGCAGUCGGCAAAAUGGUUUUGGCGCUUGCGCAGUCUCCCACUGGUAUGCUGCUGAAUGCCACUCUGCCUACUCCGUCUUGUGGGAGUUGCCAGUUGUACAUGGCCUGGACAAUCCAAUGUUGGAAGAAGAACGGGUUCACCUUGAAGGCGAUUUGGCAUCUGUGAAAGCUGAUGCAAAGAAGAGGAUUCAGCAGAGGCUUGGCCUUGAGGUGAACCCCAAUGCUCGCCUUUUUGUUUCCCUGGGUCGACUAGUGAGGCAGAAAGGAGUGGAUUUGAUAGCUGAUGUUGCCGAUUGGCUUUUAUCAAAUUUUGCCGAUGCUCAGCUAAUUCUCGUUGGUCCUGUGGGCGAUGGAUUCGGGCACUAUGCAGCAACAAAGCUGGAAGCGAUGAAAGAGAAUGGACGGCACGCUGGCCGCCUGCAUGUUCACAUCCAGUUUAUGCGAGACAAGGAUGUCCUCAAGGAUAUGAAGUUAGGUGCAGACUUUUGUUUGAUGCCAUCACGAGAUGAGCCCUUUGGUUACGUUGACAUUGAGUUUGCGUGGCAUGGGGCAUUGUUGGUCGGGGCACAAGCAGGAGGUUUGGGCAAGGUUCCUGGAUUUUACUUCUUGGCACAAAAUCGAGAGAACUUGGAUCGUUUGCGCAGAGAGUUACGCACGGCAGUGUCAUUCCCUCAGAUAAUACACUGCUGGCAUGUCUUGACUGGAACUAGUUUGUUGAUCCGUAUGCUUUGUAUGAGUUCUUGA
Messenger RNA from Durusdinium trenchii, 1071 nucleotides. Lineage: Eukaryota; Dinophyceae; Suessiales; Symbiodiniaceae. The record is from the annotation of a GenBank genome assembly.